Zeugodacus cucurbitae (melon fly) is the source of this 1350-nucleotide messenger RNA. RefSeq names its product odorant receptor 94a-like. Gene Ontology annotation, molecular function: odorant binding; olfactory receptor activity. Bases 1 to 1167 code for a protein of 388 amino acids. Gene Ontology annotation, cellular component: plasma membrane. The transcript has 4 exons. The record is from RefSeq and is a predicted model, not a curated record. Lineage: Eukaryota; Metazoa; Arthropoda; Insecta; Diptera; Tephritidae. Gene Ontology annotation, biological process: sensory perception of smell; detection of chemical stimulus involved in sensory perception of smell.
AUGGAGUUUGACAACAUAAACGGCGCACGACGCGUCAUACAAGUCCUACAAUACAUGGGCCUCUGGCGCUACAAUGGCACGCCAUGGCAAACGUUAUACGCCACAUAUUCCUACAUUUUACACUUCACAUUCACCUUUCCGUACACGGUGAUGAUGUGGGUGGACGUGGUGCAGGCUUCCGAUUUGGAAAAGUUCUCCUACAUCAUGUACAUGUCGUUAACGGAAUUGGCUUUGUUGGCCAAGGUCGCCAAUGUUUGGUUGAAUUCGAAAAUACUGGUGCACUUCUUUCACACAUUGGCCAAUGACGAGGUGUACCAACUGCGUUCGGCGGCGGAACGCACACUUUGGUCCACCGUACACAGAUAUUAUCGUUUCAUUGCAUUCAUGUAUUUCGCAAUGAGCAUUACGCUAGUGACGAGCGCUUUUGUGGGUGUGCUCUUCUCGGCGGAAUACGAAUUGCCGUUUCCUUAUGCGCCGCCAUUCGAGUGGCGUAACGAGCACGGCUAUUGGUAUGCAUACUUUUAUGAGUUGGUGGCGAUGCCGGUAACAUGUUUCUCCAAUUGUGGCCUCGAUAUGAUUCAGUGCUAUAUGCUUUUGCAUUUGUCGUUGUGUUAUCAAAUGAUUGGACGUCGCUUGCGGGAGAUGGGACAAUGGCAGGCGCAGUUGGGACGCUUAAGCGGUUUCAGUGAAGUGCGUUUCUUAGAUGAAUUUGUCGGGAUUGCAAAAUUGCAUGGUACCACGAAGCAACUCACGGCCAACUGCGAGACUUUCGUUUCUUUUCCUUUUCUUAUACAAAUAAUGUGCUCCUCAUUUGUACUCUGUUUCAGUGCCUACCGAUUGCAACAGGUCAGCAUUUCCGAGAAUCCUUCACAAUUUUGCACAUUAAUUUUGGCAGUGAUUGUAAUGAUUCUACAAAUUUUCGUACCCUGCUAUUGUGGUAAUGAAAUUAUCUUGAGUUCUGGCGCUUUAAAUAAUGCCAUCUACAAUGCCGAUUGGAUACAGUGUACACCAAAAAUACGCAAAUACUUGAUUAUCUAUAUGGAAAUGCUGCAGGUGCCGGUAAAAGUGCGAGCAGGGAACUUUUUCGAAAUUGGACUGCCGGUUUUUGUCAAGACAAUGAAUAAUACCUAUAGCUUAAUGGCAUUGCUGCUUAAUAUGAAUAAAUAAUAUGUGAGCGACUUGAUUAGAUUUUAAUUGCUGGCAGAGAAAAGAGCGGAGCAGCACUCAUAUUAUCUCCAACUUAAACAAAAUAAAUUUCAGAAUAUUUUUCAAAUCGAAAAUCAUGAAAUUUUGGCAUAUUGUUGUCAUAUAGAUCUCUGUAUAAAUUAUAGACACACAUAAACCUUAUUU